UAUAAAUAACUUUUUAUAAAUAAACAUUAACCAAAAUGGAUAAAUAAUCAUAAAUCUAUAAAAACAAAAGUUUUUAAAUAAAAAUAACACAAAAAUGUUUAGUGUUUAGCAUAUAAAAUGAAUAAAUACAAUAAUAAUGGUAAUUUCUCCAGAGCCCCUGUAGGGGACUCUUCAAUGCGUUUUAAUAAACGUCCACGUUAUGGAGUAAAUAAUAGUGGCGCUAAAAGUUCGCCUAGGUUCAAACGUCAAAAUCAAACUGGCUAUCAAUAUUCGCCAAAUAGAAAUGUUACAACAGAUCCUUUUCAGUGUAAUCCAUAUGAUAAAGGCCCCAGAAAUUUUUAUGGCAUUUCACCGAAACGACCAAAUUAUAAUCCACAAAAGAAUAACCAGUCAUCGUCACCUUAUUUACAUAAGCCUAACGCAUCAGCGAUUUCAUCUCCCUCCUCCUCCUCAUCAUUUUCUCUGAAUACCCAAAAUGUUUUAAAUUUACCACCAACUCAACCGCCACCUAUGUCCUCAACUUCAGUGGCGGCACAAAAUAGCCAACAGCAGCAGCUCACUCCCAAUAUGAUGGAUAAUUCUAAUUUAUAUGGAUUUGGUUAUAAUAGUUAUUAUCCCACCAGUUAUAAUAACGACAGAGUUUCGACAGAUACCACUUCAUCAUAUGGCGUGACUGAUGCUAUAACUCCAUUUAUGUGGCAAACAAUAACAUCUACACCACCGCCAAAAUUGCCACAACAUCAGCUGCAGCAACAGCCGCCACUGCCUCAACCACAGCCACCACCUAUACUACCUCCAUUGCCAAGUGAUGAUAAAUUGCCAUAUUUACCGCCACCACCAAUGUCCGCUUCCUCUAUGUCUCCUACAACAUCGUCACCAAGUUCAGCAAAAUUUAAUUUCAAAAAUAAUAUAUCAAGUGAUAAGAAAACUGCGGCUAAAACAAUUGUUAAAAUGAAAACAAAACGAAAAGCCAUUUCGGAACGAUAUCGCUUAAGUAAAUCCUGGUGCGAAGAAGAUGCCAUACUGGCCCUUAAGGCCGAAGAGUCAAAUGCCAGAAAACUACAGACAGAUAUAAUAUUAAUCAUUCGUUUUCCUGAUCCUGAACUAAGUCGUGAAAUUGUAAAAUGUUAUAGUCCUGAUAUAGAAUCUGUGCAUUUUCAAUUGAAUUAUGCGCCACGUUAUUGUUUGGUACAUCUGAAACCAGGAACAGAUGUGGAGAAAACUAUCGAUGAUCUAUCGAAGGUACCAUUUGGUACGGGAUUUUUAUCAGUGGAAAUUAAACAAAUUCCCUAUAAAGUUCAUAGUACUAAAUUGAAUGAAGUUGAUCCUUAUACUUUGUACGUGGGCAAUUUGCCAACAACUAUAGCAUGUAAAACCCUAAAGAAUCAUUUUCCUGGUGCUGCACGUAUUGAUAUUGGUUUUGCACAACGUAUGAAAUAUACUCGUUAUGCAUUUAUACGCUAUCAAAGUGUAGAGAAGGCCAUUGAUGCCUACAAUCGUAUGUUGGAUGCUGAAAUAGGUGGUCGUACAAUAACUAUACGUUUUAGACGUGUUACAGCUACAACUGAGGGCAAUAAAGAUGGAGAUGCUGAACAUCUCGAUAGUAUGCAUGAUGAUGAACUAAUAAAUCACACAACACUAGAAUCAGAUGAAAAAACUGUUGGAGAAAAUACCGAAUCAUUUGAUGUUUUACAGGCAAAUAAUACUGCAGAUGUUGAGGAACAUAACUCAAAUGAUGGCGUUGAAAAAGUUUCACAUGAUUUGGAUAUAAGUACUGAUAAUAAUUCAACGGAAGCCGCUUCCACUGCUGAAAAAAAUUCAGAAGCAGAAGAUAAUGUUUUUAUACCUCUAACGUCGUCCACUUCAAUUACAAGCACAAUUGAGAGUUUACACAAUAAAACAAAGUUAUGUUUUUCAACUGGAGACAAUUCAGCAUUGGAAACCAAUAACACUGAACCUCCUACAAUCAGCACAAGUCAAGCAAACAAUAGCAACUCAAUAGUCCCUAAUAUAAAACCAGAACCUGAUAUUGAUCCGUCUGAUAUAGUUAUACGCGAUAAUGCUCUAACUUCUCGCUUGGAUGGAAACAAUGAUAAUAUAAAACAGGAGGAACAAAUAGCAUUAUAUGAUGAAUUUUUUGCACCUCCCAAUAAUCAAAAUGAUAAUAAUAAGGAAAAUUCAGGAAAGUCAAAUAAUAAUGAUGUAGUUUCUUUACAUUCAACAGCUGAUGAAACAGAUACCAUGUCUACGGUAUCGACAAAUAGUUUAGGAGAGUUUUUACAAAAUUGUCAGAGAUCUCAGAUGCGUGCCAAUUGUAUGGAAAAUUUAGGACCGCCACCAGCUAAAAGAAAUAAACAACCUGAAGACGUUUUGACAGCCACAGUUAAACAAGAAUCACCAGAAAGUAACAAUAUUGUAACUGCGAAAGAUUUAACACAAUUUACUAAAGAUACGAUUGCUGCGGCUAACGUUAAACAGGAGCUUUUGGAAGAACCAAAUGUUAGUGAUAAAACUACUUCUACUACAGACUCUGCAAAUAAAAAAGUUCCUAAAAGAAGAGAUAGAGUACAAGCAGCAAUAAAUCCUGUCAUUACUAAAAACUCCACAAUAUCUGCUAGUACUGACGAUGUAGUACCCUCAACGGCAUUGUUUUUUAGAAGUAAUAGUCAAACUAGUUUAACAGUACCUAGCAAUGACAGUGAUUAUGAUGAGUUCUAUGAUACUCGCACAAAUAUAUCAUCCCAGACAACUACUAGUGUUGCAAAUAUUAAAAAAGAACCCCUUAACAUAUCAGCAAACAAAAGCACAAAUGAAAAUUGUAGACCUAAAGAAGAAAAUGGAGAAGUACUUAAUAGAAGAGAUGUAAAUAAAGAAAGUAAACUAAGUCAAAUGAGAAAUAAUAUAAGUUCCCUUACAACAUCAAAUACUCCUAUUGAUGAAGAUGAUUUAGUACCGGCACAAAAUAUUUUGGGCUCCUAUCGGCCUUUUCGCAGUGAAAUUAAAGAAGAAAUGGAACAUGAUGAUAUAUUUGCGGUACCCAUUAACAGAGCAAAUAAUUUAAGCGAAAAUAAUUAUUUGGACAAUCUUAACAAUGAAACAGUUUCGAAUUUGACGUCUCUGUCAGAUAGAAGUUCAGCAACAAGAAAUGAUAUUGGGAAAAGAAGUACGGAAUUUAAGGAAAAUGAUGAUGAUGUCAUCAUCGUAUCCGAAAACAUAACGCCUCAAGCCAAGCAAACAAAUUCAAAUUCAUCACUAUUAAAUAACAUCAUUUUCCGCCGUCAUACGGAUUUAGUAACAUUUACAUCGAAACCUAUUGUCGCCGUAACAAUUCCUAAACGUGAAGUUUCUACGCUAAUACAUCAUGAUAAUCUCGAUAGAUUGUAUGAACAAUUAGAUGCCGACUCAGACAACGAGUUAUGAUACUUCAUAUGGCGAAAAAAACAACAAACACUCUUUUAGUAACAAGGUGUUUAUUAUACAUACUGAAAUUGUGUAAAUAGGUUGUAAAUAGGGAAACGUACGGAUAUAAUUCCCUAAAAAAGAAAAGGAACAAAAAAAGAACACAGAUUCUAUGUUUUUAAAUUUUAUAAAUGGUAAGGAUUUUUAAUUUAAUUUAAUUACUUCUAAAUAUUAGAAUUACUUAGAAUAUACAUAAGUAUUUAAGUUAUUUAUAGAAAUUAAGGCCGCUUUUAUAAUUAAAUGUUCUAAAUUAUAUAAAUUUGUGCAAACUUCUUUUCUAUGGCAGCAAAAGAACAAUUUAUAUAGUUUCACUUGAGUUGAGUCUAUUCAGUCUUGUUGUAUGUUUGUUGGAAUCAAGUCGAAUUAAUCUGUCACAUAUAUGUACAUAAGAAAGUUUUGUUAUUGGAAAUCUGUAAGUUUUGGUGCAAAAAUGGCUGCCACAAGAUUUAAAAUAAUAACUACUUCGAUUUAUUGAUUUAUUUAGUUCUAGAACUACUGCAAACGUAAACUCUUCAGAUUCUUAAACCGCAAUCUAGUUUGGUGAUGCCGCCAUUACUUUUGGAAACCGUUCAGUUACCUAUUAAUAAGUCUAUAGAUGAGACUAUAGACUAUACUCUAGACUAAGCUAUAGACUAAACUAUAGACUAGACUAUAGACUAG
Lucilia cuprina (Australian sheep blowfly) is the source of this 4119-nucleotide messenger RNA. RefSeq lists its product as uncharacterized. The record is from RefSeq and is a predicted model, not a curated record. Bases 118 to 3420 code for a protein of 1100 amino acids. Gene Ontology annotation, molecular function: RNA binding. The transcript is spliced from 5 exons. NCBI's taxonomy places the organism in Eukaryota, Metazoa, Arthropoda, Insecta, Diptera, Calliphoridae.